AUGAAGAAAGCUGUUGCAGACAUUCUGAGCACAGAGACAAUUCCGACACUGCGGUGUCGUAAAAUAUCACAACUUCCAAAAGAAAUUGACAGCAUCGAUGAGUUGAGAUUGUUCCAGUGCUUUUCGCGGGAGGAGGAUGUGAUGGUGAGAGACGAAUUUGUUGAGUACUUCAAAACUGCAUGCAGUCCCAGACUUCUCCAACUUGUUGAAAAAACAAUUGGGCUCGGCGUGGAGUCUGAGAAUGUUUUUAUGUUGUACGUUGUUUUCGUGCGCAAUUGUCUUGAAUGCGUUUCACAGGAGAACAUAGACGUUGUUAACACUUUGUGUGCUGGGUUGUGCCGCCACAUCGACUCAACACGACUCCAAACACUUUGUGCUGACUGCUUUGACUUUGUCGCGUCACACAAUCUACACGAACUGACUGAUGUUUCUCUUUUCGUUCGCCUCUCGCGUCUGUGUUUCGCCUCAUUUUUAUCGACACUGAAAUGUGAAAUGCUUACUCUCAUUGCCAAGCUCAUCGAUGUGACGAGUGCUGCAGUUUUUGCGGAUUUUCCUCUGGUUUUGACAUCGAAUGGUCUUGAUGUGUCUCUUUUAAUUCAGAGUUCUGUCCUUUCAGAGCACUGCAGCCACAAUGCCU
Entamoeba invadens IP1 is the source of this 637-nucleotide messenger RNA. RefSeq lists its product as hypothetical. The transcript has a single exon. NCBI's taxonomy places the organism in Eukaryota, Evosea, Mastigamoebida, Endamoebidae. The annotation marks the transcript as partial. The record is from RefSeq and is a predicted model, not a curated record.